Angiostrongylus costaricensis is the source of this 2634-nucleotide messenger RNA. NCBI's taxonomy places the organism in Eukaryota, Metazoa, Nematoda, Chromadorea, Rhabditida, Metastrongylidae. The record is from the annotation of a GenBank genome assembly.
AUGGGAAUCACAAAGGAUUAUCUGCGCUACGUGCAUAGUGGAAGCUGUGGAUGUGUGGCCUCAGUAAACGGAGAGAUCUGUUCCAUUGAUGCGAAGAUAUGUGCAGUAACCGCUUGCGAAAAUGUCAACUUUUACAACAUGAGAACAAAUGAGAAGGUCAAUGAGAUAUCGGAAUCGACGAGGAAUGCUACCUGUAUGAAGCUUAGCCGAGACAAACGAUGGUUGGCUGUGGGCUAUGCGGAUGGUGUCAUUCGAUUAUUCGACAGAAAAGCAAAUGAAACGACAGGUGUCAUAUUUUCUGGCCAUAAGAAAGGAGUGAGUUGUUUGGCUUUCAGUCACGAUGGGCUAACGUUAGUCUCUGGAGGAAAAGUAGGUAUAGUUCAAUUCAUCUCGGUCUUAAGGGACUGCGCCGUUAUCCUUUGGGAUAUAGUCUCGGAAAGUGGUCUGUUUCGUCUUAAUGGACAUAAGGGUCCAAUCACUCAUCUUGCGUUUGCGCAAUCUGAUCAGUUUCUUUUGUCAUCCUCGAAGGAUUGCCUUGUCAAGUUUUGGAGUAUCAAAAGUCAAAGCUGCUUCUACUCUUUGUUUGACUGCCGUUCUGAAGUAUUCAUUUUCAGUGAUUCUUUGGAUUUCACUCUUGUUUUGGAUGAGAGUAUGAUCUUAGUUGCUAGCGGAGAAGCCGAAUUAUUAGUGUAUGAGUUAAUUUGGUUGAAAGACGGAAAGCUCCCGUCCUCGUUUGGAUCCGAUGAGCCUGAAAAUAAAAAACUGUCUUCUGAGCGACAGACUGAUGAAGAUUUGAUCGACGAUAUGGCAAAUCGCUAUGUGCGAGUAAAUGUGCGAGGAAAACUGUUACGGCAAGGUAAGGGACGUGCCCUUCAGCUUGCUAUUUCACCCGACCAACGAUUUGUGCUAUGCUUGUAUAAAGGUUAUCAAAGAAUUUACAGUGGAGCAACAACCACUGAAGUCAAAGAGGAAGAUGUCAUGAAAGAUAUAACCAUUGUAAUUAAUCGAGUUGGAGAAUACCGUACAGCGACCAAGAUGAAAUGGGCAGAUUUCGCCCCCGUGUACAAGAUGGAGGAGGAUGGCACAAUGCAGUACUCGGUAAUUUCCAUCGGCAGAAUUAAAUUAUUCAUUAAAUUGUUGUGGACUGCAUUUCAGGUUUUUGCUUUAAUGUCGAAGAACACCGUGCAUUUCCUAAACCAUGGUCAUCGUAGUGAUAUCCGUGGAUUGUCAGUAUCGUCGUCCAAUAACGCUGUUGUGUCUGGAGGAGGAGAUGAGUCAGGUGAACUGUUCCUGUGGGACAUAGGAGGAUGUGAGCUGGUAGAGUCUCGAAAAGGUCAUGAAGGUGCGAUUUGGGGCAUUGUCCACAUUUCAAAUGGCAAGCAAAUAAUGACUGUCUCAUCCGACAAAAAGGCAAAAUUCUGGACUUAUGAAGUUGUAACUGAGGGGACGCGCAAGCGAUUGUCGUUUCGUGAAAGUCGGAUCCUGGAGGUUCCCGACGAAGCACUCUGCUGUGCAGUUUCUCCUGAUGAGAAGUUCGUGAUAAUUGGUUUACUGGAUAACACAGCUGCUGUUUACUUUGCCGACACGUUGAAAUUCUUCAUCUCACUCUACGGACAUUCGCUUCCAGUGACUUGUGUAACAGUUAGCCCUGACAGCAAACUUGUCGUAACAGGGUCGGCUGAUAAGUCUAUUAAGAUAUGGGGACUUGAUUUCGGAGAUUGUCAUAAGUCCUUCCAUGCACACGACGACGUAGUUUCUGAGGUCCUCUUUUCGCCAUCUGAUGAGAUGCUAGUGUGGUCAGCAAGUCGUGAUGGUAAAAUUAAGCAAUGGGAUGCAAAGAAGAUGUGCCGCGUACAGGCAUGUUACACAGUUCUUUUUUUAGUUCUUCGUGACCGAGUUUUGGACAGGCAUUCAGCUGAGGUACGUGCAUUGGCUCAAACUGAUACCGGUAAUUUCUUGUUCUCUGCGUCGCAUGACAAAUCUCUGCGGUGUUGGGAACUUACGGAAGAAAUAAUAGUUGUUGAGGAGGAGGAGGAGAUUGAAAGGGAAAAAGAAUACGAAGCGCGUUUGCUUGAUGCGGAGGAUGUGGUUUCUGGUGAGGCAGUUGAUGCGGAAGCAGGUCUUGCAACGGUGAAGAAUAAACAAAGUAUAAUAUCGGCAGAGAACAUUAUAGAGGCCAUUGAUGUUUUGCGAAAUGAGGCGGUGCAAGUACGAGAAGAUCCUCAGCAUAAACCUCAUCCACUGUUGGCUGCAUAUAAUAGCAAAUCAAAUAAUCACUUUGUAGUUGAUGUUAUCUCCAAAUGCACUCCAAGCAAUCUUGAGCGUGCCUUACUAAUGGUUCCACUUAGUUACAUUCCCGAUAUUCUUUCGGCUCUAUCUGUUUGUGUUCAGAAACGGUACAAAGUCGAAUUCUCGGUCCGAGUUGCCAUAUUUUUGAUAAGAGUUCAUCAAAACUACGUGAUCAAUUCCACAGAGAUGUUACCAGAUAUGACUGGAUUCAAUUUGGCAGCAUUGGAAUUACUUCGAUUAGAAGUUGAAGAAGCACAGAAUUUAAAGUUAUUCGCCGAUAUUUCUGGUAUUACCAACAAACAGAGGAAAAAACGUAAGACUAGGAAAGCACCAGUGAAGGCGUAA